AUGGAGCGUGCGGAGAGCUGCGGCAAGAGCGUGACGACGAGUGAGGAGGAGGAGGUGAUGCCGGAGUCGGAGGAGGGAGAGGUGAUGAUGAUGCAGGAGCAGGACGGUGGUGCGGCGGCGGCGGCGGAAGCCAUGGCGCCGGCGCAGACCGACGUGAGGAUGGACGUGGCGCUGCUCCACUGCCAGGCCUGCCUCCUCCCCCUCAAGCCCCCCGUCUUCAAGUGCGAGGCCGCCGGGCACGUGCUGUGCUGCUUCUGCCGCGCCGGCCACGCGGGGCUCUGCAGCCGCGCCAGCGCCCACUGCGGCGAGCUGGACGUUGUCGUCGGCGCCGUCAAGGUGCCCUGCCCCUACAGGGCGUUCGGCUGCGACCGCUACCUGGUGUACCACGAGGCCGCGGGCCACCAGCGCGCGUGCCGGUGCGCGCCCUGCUCCUGCCCGGAGCCCGGCUGCGUCUUCGUGGGCUCCCGCGCGACGCUCCUCGGCCACUUCGCCGCCGGCCACCAGCGCCCCGCCGUGACGGUCCGCUACGGCCGGGCCUGGAACGAAGUAUGCGUUUGA
This is a messenger RNA of Triticum turgidum subsp. durum (durum wheat), 558 nucleotides long. Lineage: Eukaryota; Viridiplantae; Streptophyta; Magnoliopsida; Poales; Poaceae. The record is from the annotation of a GenBank genome assembly.